This is a messenger RNA of Penicillium nucicola, 618 nucleotides long. Its product is annotated as mitochondrial 54S ribosomal protein bL17m. NCBI's taxonomy places the organism in Eukaryota, Fungi, Ascomycota, Eurotiomycetes, Eurotiales, Aspergillaceae. The record is from RefSeq and is a predicted model, not a curated record. Gene Ontology annotation, cellular component: mitochondrial large ribosomal subunit; ribosome. Gene Ontology annotation, biological process: translation. The transcript is spliced from 2 exons. Gene Ontology annotation, molecular function: structural constituent of ribosome. The coding region runs from base 1 to 618 and encodes 205 amino acids.
AUGGCCGGCGGAGGAGGCAAAUACCGACACUUGAGCCGGAACUCCGCGCAUCGUCAAGCCCUGCUUCGCAACCUGGUCACCUCCCUCUUCGAGCAUGAGACUAUCACAACGACAUGGGCCAAGGCCAAGGAGGCCCAGCGUCUGGCCGACAAGCUGAUUACACUGGGAAAGAAGAACACCGAGGCAAGCCGGAGACGGGCAUUGGAGAUUUUCUACACACCACACGCCCUGCUCCCCAAACUCUUCGGUCCCCUCCGCGAACGCUACGCAGAGCGCCCAGGUGGCUACACACGAGUCCUGCGCGUUGAACCCACCCAAAAAGUCGAAUACUUCUCUGUCAAGAAGGGCAGCAAGCUCGCUCCCCCCGAGCGCAAACCCCAACCUCAGCACCCCAUGGCAAUCCUCGAGCUGGUCGAUGGUCCUAAAGAUAUGCGCUUUGCCAUGACGGCGCUUACAUUGGCGCGUGAGCGCUCCAAGGGCCGUGAUGUGCCGCACGGUCUGACAAGAUUGAAUGUUCAGAAGGUUACGCAGUUCCAGAAGGAUGGUGUUGAGGUUCUUGAGCGGGCUAUUUCGAAGUUGAGCCUUGGUCGGAAGGAGAAGAAGGCCGAGAAGGAGUAA